Messenger RNA from Rhagoletis zephyria (snowberry fruit fly), 693 nucleotides. The record is from RefSeq and is a predicted model, not a curated record. NCBI's taxonomy places the organism in Eukaryota, Metazoa, Arthropoda, Insecta, Diptera, Tephritidae.
AUGAGUUUCGAAGAACAGCAAAAAGAUGAGCUUGAAGCACUGGCUGCAAUCUACGCGGAUGAUUAUGAGUUGUUCAACGGAUUCAGUGAAACAAGUUUGCCCAGAUUCGCCAUCUCUAUCGUCAGUGAAGAGCAGGAGGAUGACACUGAUUUAGAUAAAUACCAACUGACUCUACAGUUUAAAUUUCCCAAAACGUACCCUGAUGUCGGGCCAGAGAUUGAAAUUAUCUCUUCAGUCAAUCUCGAAGACAUUGACGAGAUAGAGAUUCUCGAUGAGCUAAACGACAUGGUGCCUGAAAACCUAGGCAUUGUUAUGGUUUUCACGAUGAUUGGCAAGUCACAAGAAUGGCUUAAUCUGCUUAAAGAUCGCAAGAAGCUAGAGCGAAAAGAGGCCGAAGAGAGACGGAAGAAGGAACAGGAAGAGGCUGAGCGGAAAAAGUUUGAAGGCACUCGCGUCACUGUGGAGUCCUUCAUUAGUUGGAAGUUAAAGUUUGACGCCGAAAUGGCGGAGAAGAACAAACUAGCAAAGGCUGUUGAUCCAACCAAGCUAACCGGCAAAGAGAUGUUUAUGAGGGACAAAAACUUGAUCGACUCUGAUCUCUCCUUCCCUGACGCCGAUGAGCCGGAUGAUGUGAAGGUGGAUGAAAGUCUGUUUGCCGACGAGGAGCUACUUGAUGAUGUUGACGAGGAAUGA